AUGACUUCUGUAAUUAAUCCUAACAUCGAGACUAAUAAUUUUGAGGUGGACAACUUGAUUGAUACUCAACAAGAGAGGGUAGAAAAUAUUAGCCUUGAAUAUAAAUAUGAUAGUGACAAGAAUGGUUUAAAAGAAGAACAUGUAAAUCAUGUUGAAAAGAGAGAAAUAAUUAUAAAAGAUUUCCCUGAUGAAAAUAUUAAUAACAAUAAUUUGGGUAUAAAUCAUAGAGAUAAUGAUGAUAGGGUCAAUGAUAAAGGUGAUCUAAAAGUAGAAGAUGUAAAGGUUGUUGAAAUAAUUAACAAUGAGGUUACAUUUGGUGAUAAUCAUAAUGGAGAUUAUUUAAAGGGAGAAACAAUUAAUGUGGCAGAUAAUUUAAAGUAUCUUGACAAAGUAGAUACCAUUAAAGAAUCAUCAACACUGUCAUCAGAACAAAAUAUUGGAAAAUCAGACAAUUUGGUUCAAGGCACCCAAAAUCCACAAGUUAAUACUCGUGAUAGGCAAGGAUCGCUUACUAGCAUUUUUUCAUUUAGUUCAUCAGAUGAUAAGAUGGAUUUUGAAUCGAGGACUUCAAAAUCCAGUUUUUCAUCCAUAUCAAUCAAUCAACAAACAGAUAUAUCCACGGAUAACGAUGUUGAUUCUUUUGUACACAUAGGAACUUAUGCAAUUAAACAAAUGCCAGAUGCAUCUCUUGCUGAAAAUCCAGAGUUAAAUGAUGAGUCUUUGGAUGAUGAAAAUUAUAUUCAAGAAUCACCUAAAGAAUGGGGUUCACAGGAGUGGAAUUCAUUAAAAAAUUUUUCAUCACUAUUCAGCUCAAUAUCAAGCACUUCCUCCGUACUAACUCCAUCAACCACUAGUUCUCGUCGUUUGUCCUCAGCAUCUAAUUAUGAUUUGUUGUAUGCUAAACUUGAAAGAGAAGAUCAGAUUUUGCAAGAAGAUCCCAAAGCAAGACGAAUCUCAAUACAAGGAAUUGCAGAAAUAAAACGUAGUUUUGAAAAGGCACAUAACGAAGCUAAUGUAAAUGUACUAGAUGAUGAUAUUGAUUGGGAAUUCUGGGGACAAAUUAUAUCCGACUAUGAAAAUGUCGCAAGAACACAAUCACGACAAUUAUCUAAAUCAAUACAAAAAGGAAUCCCACAAGCAUUACGGGGUAUGAUAUGGCAAUUAAUGUCAAAGUCUAAAGAUGUUGAGUUAGAAUCCAAAUAUGCUCAAUUGCUCAAGGAAUCAAGCCCUCAUGAAAAAAUGAUCGUAAGAGAUUUAAACAGAACUUUUCCAAAACAUGAAUUUUUUCAGGAUCAGAAUGGUGUGGGUCAAGAAGGUUUAUUUCACGUUGUUAAAGCAUAUUCAAUUUAUGAUCCUGAAAUGCCAGAUGAAGAGGCCUUUUGUAUUCUUGUUAAAUUAAUGAAACAUUACAAUAUGCGAGGUCACUUUUUACCAGGAAUGGAUGGGCUUCAACUUCGCCUUUUCCAGUUUGAUCAUCUGGUUGAAGAAAUGCUUCCUAAAAUUCAUAGUCAUCUUUUGGCACAAGGAAUAAACUCAUCAAUGUAUGCAUCACAAUGGUUUAUGACACUUUUUGCAUACAAAUUUCCAUUAUCAUUGGUGUUUCGAAUAUAUGAUACAAUUUUCACAGAGGGAAUUGAGGCUAUUUUUCGAUUCAGCAUUGCACUAUUGAAAAAAAAUGAAAAAAGAAUUGUUGAAUUGGAUUUUGAACCUCUUUUGGAAUUUUUGAAAAGUGGAUUAUUUGAAAGUUAUCAGGUUACUCCUACUGAUGUAUUGAUAACUGAAGCACAAUAUAGAACUAAUGAAUUUGUUAAAGAUGCAUAUGAUAUUCGAAUCACAGUCAAGACACUUAAUAAACAUCAACAAGCAUAUUACGCGCAUCAGGAAAAUGAGAAAAGAAGAUUAAUAGCAGAGGCAGGAACAGCCGAGAGAAUGCGAGCCAACAAUAUUCAUUUAUCCAAUAAAAUCAAAAGUCUUGAAAGCAGUUUGCAAACACUUGAUCGUGAACAUGUUGAACUAGCCAAUAAUUUCAUCAGUACUAAGAUGGAACUUGCACAAUGCAAAGACGAAAAUGAAGAUCUUUCUCAGAUGGUUAUAAACCUACGUAGAGGUUUGGAAACUCAGUCUAAAGAGAUUGAAAGUAAAUUACAAGGUCAAAUGGAUGAUUUAAUUAAAAGUAAUAUUGAUUUGAUAGAAAAGAAUAAUUUAUUGGAAGAUCAACUUGAAAAUUUAGAAAACAUGUUAAUAGAAAUUAAGGUAAGGUAUGCAGAGAGCGAAAAUGAAAGAGAAACAUUGAAACAAAAAUGGAGUGAUUUGAAAAGAGCCCUGGGAUAA
Messenger RNA from Entrophospora sp. SA101, 2331 nucleotides. NCBI's taxonomy places the organism in Eukaryota, Fungi, Glomeromycota, Glomeromycetes, Entrophosporales, Entrophosporaceae. The record is from the annotation of a GenBank genome assembly.